Empidonax traillii (willow flycatcher) is the source of this 910-nucleotide messenger RNA. Its product is annotated as phenylalanine--tRNA ligase, mitochondrial-like. The transcript is spliced from 5 exons. Gene Ontology annotation, biological process: phenylalanyl-tRNA aminoacylation. The record is from RefSeq and is a predicted model, not a curated record. Gene Ontology annotation, molecular function: tRNA binding; phenylalanine-tRNA ligase activity; ATP binding. The coding region runs from base 35 to 910 and encodes 291 amino acids. Lineage: Eukaryota; Metazoa; Chordata; Aves; Passeriformes; Tyrannidae. Gene Ontology annotation, cellular component: cytoplasm; mitochondrion.
UGUUCAUGUAGGUCCAACAUUUUGUGUAGGUUAGAUGGAUUGGAAUGAACUGUGUCAAUUAGAAACUGAUGUGAUUAUAAAACAGUUCACAAUGGCAAUGCUGUGGAAGUUCAUGAGAGUAGCUAAAUAUUCUAAAACAGCUUUAUCACCAAAAGUAAAGGAUGACUACAGCAAUGUCACAGAGAAGAUUCUUUCCAAGGUGGGGAAGAACUUGCACAACAGAAAACAUCACCCUUUGUGGCUAAUCAAGGAGCAGGUGAAGGACCACUUCUACAAACACUAUAUAGGGCGCCGUGGGACUCCACUCUUUUCUGUUUAUGAUGGUCUUUCUCCCGUGGUUACAGUACAGCAGAAUUUUGAUAGUUUACUUAUCCCUCAAAACCAUGCCAGCAGAAGGAAAGAGGAUAACUAUUACUUGAACCGUGACCACAUGCUAAGAGCACACACAUCAGCUCAUCAGUGGGACUUGAUACACUCUGGCCUGGAUGCCUUUCUGGCUGUGGGAGAUGUCUACCGCCGAGAUACAAUCGAUAACACCCACUACCCAGUCUUCCAUCAGAUGGAAGGAGUUCGGCUCUUCUCCUGCCAUGAGCUGUUCUCUAACAUUAAAGAUGGUGAAGGUUUGCAGUUGUUCGAGCAAGGCCAUCGCACUGCACACAAGCAAGAGUGUCACACCAUGGAGGCAGUGAGGCUGGUGGAGUUCAACCUGAAACAAGUGCUCACAAAGCUCAUGACUCAAAUCUUCGGUGACGGACUGCAAGUCAGAUGGGUAGAUUGCUACUUCCCGUUUACUCACCCUUCCUUUGAGAUGGAGAUCAACUUCCAAGGAGAAUGGAUGGAGGUCCUGGGCUGCGGGGUCAUGGAGCAACAGCUUGUUAACUCAGGUACUGAAACUCCUUUACUUCAUUGA